CGGGCAGCGCCGCCAUGGCGCUGGAAGUGGAGCCGUCCGCGGCUCCCCUCAGCUCCUUCCUGAGGGACUUCCCGGCGCCGCUGGGCCCGGGGGAGCCGCUGCCGUGGAGCUCCGCGGGGAGCGGCGCCCUGAGCAGGGCCGAGGUGCCGGGCGCGCUGGCCGAGCGGGCGAGGAGCCUCCUGGGCAGCAGAGAUGUUUCACCACUUCUUGCAGCAUCAUUGAUCCAUGCUGCAGUUGAUGAAGUUCUCCAAAAAGACUUGACUGAAUUUAAGCUGCAAAAUGUGGAAACAGAGGGAGAAGGAGAUGAGGAAAGGUUCACCUUGCUGGAUGGGGAGUCGCUGCAGCGCUGCUUUUUUAACAAGCUGCGGGACGUGUGCUGCGAGUGGCAGAAGCAGCUGCCGCCGCUGCGGCCCCUGGCGCGUUUCCUGCUCGUGUCCAUCCACGCCAUCCGCAACGCACGCCGCAAGAUGGAGGAUCGCCACGUGCUGCUGCCCGAGUUCAAUCAGCUCUUCGGCCUCUCAGAUGAUGUUGAUCGUGCUUACUUUGCGGUGUUCGAUGGCCAUGGUGGAGUGGAUGCUGCCAAUUACUCAGCAACACACUUACAUGUCAACGUUGGGUUACAUGAAGAGAUUGUUAAGAAUCCAGGUGAAGCCUUGAAAUGCUCUUUCCAGAAGACAGAUGAAAUGUUUCUUUUCAGAGCCAAAAGAGAGAAGCUGCGGAGUGGCACAACAGGAGUGUCUGCAUUGAUUGUAGGGAACAAACUGCACAUAGCAUGGCUGGGGGACUCUCAGGUGAUGCUGGUGCAGCAAGGGAAAGCUGUGACAUUAAUGGAACCUCACAAACCAGAAAGAGAAGAUGAGAGAGCAAGGAUUGAGACUCUGGGUGGCUGUGUAACCUACAUGGACUGCUGGCGGGUUAAUGGUACCUUGGCUGUUUCCAGAGCAAUUGGUGACAUCUGCCAGAAGCCCUAUGUCUCUGGUGAUGCAGAUGGAGAUUCCUUUGAGCUGACUGGCUCAGAAGAUUACCUACUCCUUGCCUGUGAUGGAUUCUUUGAUGCCAUCAAGCCCCAUGAGGUUGUAGACUUGGUGCUGGAUCAUUUGAUGCAGACCAAAGGAGUGGGGCUCAAAGCAGCAGAGAGACUGGUGGCUGCUGCCAAGGAGAAUGGAUCCAGUGACAACAUCACUGUGCUGGUGGUCUUCUUGAGGGAUCCCCAGGACAUCCUGGCAGACUGUGUCAGAGACUCUAAGAGCCCUGGGGUUGAUGAUGGUGCUCAGGGCUCACCCUUUACCUUCCUCAGCUGUGAGGCAGCAGCCGCACAGUGACAGAAUCUGUUUAGUCCAGAAGGUUCAAGUAAGUUCAUGUAAGGAACUGCUUUCCAGUGAAGAAGCCUCUAAUGCAGAGGGCACGAUGUAUCAGGAAAAAAGACAAAUGGACAAAUGUGGAACAGAAAGGCAAGACCCCUUUUACUGAGUUCCCAUUUGUCUUUCCCUUCUCCCUUUUCUCCUCCCUCCCCUCAAAAAACACUGAGCGGACGUGGAGAUUUGUACAGCUGUUUCAUCUCUGGGAGCAGGCACUGAAGUGUGUCCCAGGGCUGUUGGUCAUAGCCCUCUGUCCUGGAAGGGUAAGAAACCAUAGUAGGUAUAAGCUAAUGGAUGAGAAUAUGCAUUUCAUGAAUUCUGGGUGAAAAUUUGAAUUAGUGCUUUGAAAGAGUACUGUAUGUUGUACUUAACUGUGAUGUUACUUUGGAAGGUGGAGGGGAGAAGCUGUCCCCACCACAGAAAAGCUUUUUCCUGUCUGUGUUCUGUAGGAACAGACUUGGGGUGCAGGGACUGGUUGACACCAGUGUGCUGUGUAAGGUGCUUUUGGUUUGUACCAAAGAUAGUACAAGAAUGAUGUGGCCUCUUUAUUCAAACAGAAACAUUUAACAUUUGUGUGCAAGGAGAGGAGAAAAUAAAACUGGAUGCUCCAGAAAAGCAGAACUAGUUAGAACUAUCCCAGGGGAAAAUGAUAGAAAAUCAACUGCUUUCUGGGAUGCUCUGGUUUAUAAACUGGAAUCUGAUAUUUAGCUGCACUGAAUUAUUUCUCCCUAACAAAUAUGAUUAUUGGCUAUUUGGCAACCUGAAGAGACCCCUCUUGUGAUAUUUGAGAGAGAGCUUUGCAGUUUGUGUGCUCAAGCAGGUAAAUGUCCUCUUCCUGCCACUAUUUUGUGUACUAUAACAAAGGAUGAAUUUAUUUUUCUUCUAAGUGUUUAUUUGUUAAUUUUCUGAACUCUACAUUUGAGGAAUGUUUUGCAGUGUUACUUUACUUUGUUGUGGUUUUUAUUUAAACUGGAAUUUUCAAGUGGCUCUGUCUUUAUUACCUGGUGUAAAAAAACUGACUACCCUCAAGUGCCUUAAAUAUUUCACCCAAGGAUUUCUGGCUGCCUAUCAUGGUCUGGGGAGCCAGUUCCUAAUUUUUCAAAUGUGACUUUUUGUUUUCAUUGAUGCACUUAAAUGUUUCAGUUUGUGAAUUAUUUUUGUGGUAACUAGGUUUCAAGAAAGCAUCUUUCAUUGUUGCCAAAUCUUGUGGUUUGUAGUAAAAGCUUCACUGUGACUUACUCCCUGCCCUGUGCAGAAUGCUCUAGAGGUUUAAUCAUAAAGUAACAAUCUGAGUAAUAAUUUCAUGUAAAAAGUAACUUCUGGCCUUCACAAAAAAAUUAGUAGCACAAACUAGAAACAAUUCAGUAACAAUUUUUUUCCUCAUGGAGGUUAAUUUGGUCACGCUUCAUGAACCUUUUGGGUCAGAAUAACUUUCUAAGAACUGUGAAGCUCAGAGGAUGAAAGAAGUGUAAUGAAUAUGUGAGGGUGUUUGCACAACUGCUCCAUUCAUGACGUGCUAGAGCCUGUGGUUGUGUUUUGUCUUGCCUGGCUAGCAGGACUCAACAAGAUCUGAAGGCUCAAUGGUAAAUUUGUUAUUAAUUUCAGUGUCUAAACAAGAAGUGCUUUGCAUCUGGCAGCAAGAUUGUAUGCCACAUUUAGAAGCACAUGUCAUUGCAAUAUGUCAGUCCUAUUGGUUAAAAUAUGGUGAGCAUUAAUGCUGCUUGGGGAGGAAGCUGAGGUAGAAGAGCUGGAUGGCUCAGAGGAAGAACAGAGCAGCACUGUCUGUGUCCCCAGCCUCUGGAUCCUUUGCUGAUGUGGGAUGGUGCAGUGACCCCAAGGCUUUUGCUGGAAUUACUGAGGAUGAUCCUCCAGUUUUUAAUGUAGGAACUCCUCAGUGACCUCCUCUUCACCACACAACAGCUCAGACAGCAGCUGCCUUCUUUUGGCACAGGGGCUGUUCUGCUGAGAAGGCUGUAAGCAGUUUUCCACCCUACAUUUUGGUGUCUUAAAAUGUGUAGGGAAGGAUUUCCAUUCUGGCAGCCUGGUGGGGUGGGCAUCAGUGUUUGUAGUGAACCUUUUUCAAUUAAGGGAACCCUUAGGAUUGUUCAGUCACCUCCUUGGAUUUAUCAACUCUCCUCUGUCUUUCUAGCCAGAUUUUCAAUUCCAUGCUAAAUCCUGAUGACCACUAGUGCCUCUUGGUGUCUUAGAAACAGUUCUAUUAUUAAUAGAGUAACAAUCAUGCAGAAUUGAUUGCUAUCUGAGGGUUAUCAGGGGAGGAGGAAAUGAUUGUAUUUAUGAAGGAAGGUGUGAAAUAUUGGUAAGUUCAUUAUAUUGGUUUAGUUUCUGAAAUUUGCCAAAUUUCCUCAAAGGUGAAAGGGAUUGAACAAGCCAAACUCUUUGUAAUGGUUAUUUUUUUCAACCUUUUCUGGGCAGAUUUGCAUUACAGAGGAAAGAAAGUCCUAAGUCUUUUGAUGGAUGCUUGCAGCUAUGUGAGAAUAUAGUUUUUUGUUUCAAAUUUGAUAAUUUCUUUUUUAUGGGAGCUAAGUGAAGUGGGCCUUUAGAAAGCUGUCUGUGGCAAUCAUAAAAUCUAAUUCUCAAGCAAUGCUCUAGGGAAGAAAUUCUGCGUUCUUAGAAGCUGUUCCCUUACAUUUACAUUCAUUCUGACUGACAUAGUGCUUCAUUUCUUUGAGAUGUAAAUGAAUAGGAACAGUCUUUGAGAAGUCAGAGAGAUUUCAGCGUGGAUUAAAAGUAUUUCUCUCAUUUUCAGAUACUUCUUACUAGCUUUAAAAAGGCUGGUCAGGUCAACAGAAAUUGUAAUGGGUCAAAAAAGACAGUUUGCAUCCCAUAGCUAGAAUAAGUAAUUCCUGAUGUGUCAUCUACAGGAAAACCCCAAAUACAGUUUGGGGGGGAGCUGUAGAAAUCAGCUGAAGAAUUCAAGACAAAUGUUCAAUAAUUUUCACAUUUUACUAGACUCCAAAUGAAUGUCUGCUGAGUGCAUUUUAGCACUCAGUAGAAGAAAAAUUGCUCUUUAGAGGAGCCUGAAAUUUUAAAACAGAGCACACUUAAAUUCUUUUGUUGUUUGGCUGGAAACUGACUUCAGUUCUUCUGCUUAGUGGGUAUCCAACAUCUCUUUUGCUUGUGGGUAAUUCAUGCUUCUACCUUCCCUUCCUUUCCCCAUCCUCUCCUUCCAAGCCACACACCUAAGACAGUGAAUAUUCUGGAUCUGACAGACACAAGAUGAAAGUUUUACAAAUAACAUUUGUUUGGGGGGUUCAUUUUGGCUUUUUUUUUCCUGAGAAUAUGGAUGAUAGAAAAGCAGGAAAAUUCUUAGAACAGAGAGAGAUUAAGUAAAAUCCACCCUCUGAGUGAUGGAGGAGUGAAAGAGAGAGACAGGAAUGCAUUUAAGUAUUAUUAAUGCCUAUUUUAUAAAGGAAGUGGGCUGGAAAAUAGAGCUACAAAUGUCAGUUCUUUAGAGUGAAAUACCAGUGCUUGAAAGAAUUAGAAACACACCCAUUAAAAAGGCAGAGCUCAGCUGUGCUAACUCUUGUCUUCAAACAGCCAAAGAAGGAAUAGCACUAAAGUGUCCAAGGUGAUUUUCUGUGACCCCUCAACACCACCAUGGCAGCUAAUGCUCCUAAAUGGAUUUUUCCAAACAUCCUCCUGUGCUCAGAGGGAGCAGCCAGCCUCUGCAGUUCCUGGUCACUGUGCCAUGCUGCUGUGAGUAAACCUGGAGUAUGUUCAUGAGUGGAGGGGCUGGUGAGCCCUGCAGGAUGAGUAAUUGGGCACCGAGUGGUUACAGCAAUGCUGGCAGCUGAGUAGUGUUAAUCACUGUGAUGACUUUAAUAGCAUUUAAUAGACACUUCUCUCCAUUCAGAGUCAGAUGUGAUACUGCUCUUUUAAAAUGCAUUUCCAGUGCCAUUAACCUUCUGUCAUGAGGAGCCACUAAAAUUUCCACUUUCUUGUUGGAUAUUGGGAAAAGUGCUUCUCUUGUUUUCUGAAUUCUGGAGAUAACUUGGCUGUCAGCACUGGAAAACCUGUGCUCAGCUGAUUGCUUAAAUCAGUUAUUUGGGGUUGAAGCUUCCCUCCCAGGUGAAAAAAAAACCCAAAAAACCAACACCUAAAAACUAACCUAAAAAAGGUGUUUCCAAAACAAGUGGCUAAGAACUUUUGUAAUUGGUAUUUGUAAAUGGCCUUGCAAAAAAGGUACCCAGCAAAUACCCUCCAUCUAUAAAGGGCAUAGACAGUAAAGUCUAAGUUAAUAUUUCAGCUCUACUCUUAGUGCAAAUUUGACUCUGUUGGUUGAACUAUUUGUGUUCUCGUGGAUGCAGGUACUGGAUGUGCAGCACCAGCCAUUGUCUGUUUCUAGUCUUACAGUACUGGAGUAUCAAGCAAAUGCUUUAGGGAGCAGGUGGGGGAUGUUAGCCACAACAGAGCAGGUUGCAGAUGAUUCAUGUAUAAUUUAGCUCUGGUUAAGCCUGAAUUAAAUUUCCCUGCUUAGUUCUAUUACUGCCCCUUUUGCAACUGGGCCUGUGUCUUCAGACAAACUCCUACUAGGAAAAAAUGGUUCAUUCCCCCUUUUUGAGGAGCAAACUCUUCUGAUGAACAAAACGCCACCCAGGAAGGACUGGGGAAGGAGAAAAAUGAGCUUUCAAAUGAAUGUGAAACUGCCCAAUCCACAUAAAGUUAUGUACUCUCCCUAAACACAAAUUUAUAGCAGCUCUGGUUGCAUUUGAGUAGUACCAGAGGGGUUUCUGCCAAGCUCAUC
Molecule: messenger RNA, 6123 nt
Organism: Melospiza georgiana
Lineage: Eukaryota; Metazoa; Chordata; Aves; Passeriformes; Passerellidae
Gene: PPM1F
Product: protein phosphatase, Mg2+/Mn2+ dependent 1F
Exons: 7
Coding region: 15-1322 (435 amino acids)
Biological process (GO): protein dephosphorylation; negative regulation of protein kinase activity
Cellular component (GO): cytosol
Molecular function (GO): protein serine/threonine phosphatase activity; cation binding
Source: RefSeq, a predicted model, not a curated record